AUGAAGACAGACAAAACUUGCACUCACAGAGGAAUGUGGUGCGCGAGUGGAAUGAAGAGACAGAGAAAUGAACACGAUGAAGUUACCGUUACCCUUAGAGCCCUUGACAUGUUCUGUAAGAAACUUCAACUACAUUUGUCUCAUAUCAUCGAUGAAAAUACCGUUACCCUUGCUAUCAAGGCCGGUCAGUUUGAUGGUCAAUUUGAUGGUCCCUUACUUAUCUUUCAGACUAUGUGCUGUACUGAUAUAGUUUCUUGGAAUACUAUUCUUUCGGGGUUUCGAACAAGUGAGGGUGCAUUGAAUUUUGCUCUUAUGAUGAAUUUUAAUGGAGUUCUUUUUUAUCCAGUGACUUAUACUACGAUUCUUGCUUUUUGUGCGGAUCAUGAAGAUUUUCUAUUUGGAUUAUAA
Molecule: messenger RNA, 408 nt
Organism: Prunus armeniaca (apricot)
Lineage: Eukaryota; Viridiplantae; Streptophyta; Magnoliopsida; Rosales; Rosaceae
Source: the annotation of a GenBank genome assembly